AUGCCCCGCGGCUUCCUGGUGAAGAGGAGCCGCCGAGCGACGCCCCUCUCGUACCGCGCGCGGCCCUGCUGCUGCCCGCCGCUGCCCCCGCCCGCCUGCUGCGCGCCGCCCCCCGGCAAGCCCCGACGGCCCCGACGCCGCCCGCCGCUCCUGCCGCCGCCGCCGCCGCCCGCCGGGGACCUCCAGCUCUGGGCCGCCAGCCGCAGCCCCCCCAAGCGCGCCCCGCCCGCCGCCGGCACCAGCAGCAGCCGCAAGGCCAAGACGGCGGCCGCCCGCAAGCUCCACUUCGACGAUGAGGUGACCACGUCGCCCGUGCUGGGCCUGCGCAUCAAGGAGGGCUCCCCGCCGCCCCCCGCCGCCCCCGCCGCCGCCGCCGCCGCCCCGCUGGGCGAGUUCAUCUGCCAGCUGUGCAAGGAGCGCUACCCGGACCCGCUGGGCCUGGCCCAGCACAAGUGCUCCCGCAUCGUCCGCGUCGAGUACCGCUGCCCCGAGUGCGACAAGCUCUUCAGCUGCCCCGCCAACCUCGCCUCGCACCGCCGCUGGCACAAGCCCCGGCCCGCCGCCGCCGCCCCGCCGCCCCCCGCCGCCCCCGAGCGCGACUCGCCCAGCCCCGGCCCCGGAGAGCCGCCCCCCGACGAGCUCGCCUGCCCCAGCUGCGCCAAGCGCUUCCGACGCCCCAGCGCCCUGCGCAAGCACCUGCCCGUCCACCAGCAGCAGCCCGAGGCGCCCCCCGGCGAGGCCGACGAAGCGGGCGGCGACGGGGGCCACCCGUGCCCGGUGUGCGGCGAGCCCUUCCCCAGCAAGAGCGGCCAGGAGCGCCACCUCCGCCUGCUGCACGCCGCGCACGCCUUCCCCUGCAAGCACUGCCCCGCCGCCUUCUACAGCUCGCCCGGCCUCACCCGCCACAUCAACAAGUGCCACCCGUCGGAGAACAGGCAGGUCAUCCUGCUGCAGCUGCCCCUCCGCCCCGCCUGCUAGGCGCCGUGCCUUCC
Messenger RNA from Heteronotia binoei (common prickly gecko), 992 nucleotides. It is a transcript of the gene INSM1, whose product is annotated as INSM transcriptional repressor 1. Gene Ontology annotation, biological process: neuron differentiation; regulation of cell cycle process; negative regulation of transcription by RNA polymerase II. NCBI's taxonomy places the organism in Eukaryota, Metazoa, Chordata, Lepidosauria, Squamata, Gekkonidae. Gene Ontology annotation, cellular component: transcription repressor complex; nucleus. The record is from RefSeq and is a predicted model, not a curated record. Gene Ontology annotation, molecular function: RNA polymerase II cis-regulatory region sequence-specific DNA binding; DNA-binding transcription repressor activity, RNA polymerase II-specific.